Molecule: messenger RNA, 2828 nt
Organism: Castor canadensis (American beaver)
Lineage: Eukaryota; Metazoa; Chordata; Mammalia; Rodentia; Castoridae
Source: RefSeq, a predicted model, not a curated record
GUAUUUUCUACCCGUAUUUUUUCAGAAGAGCUAAGGAUUAUCCAGCUGAACUAAGGAACUUUAAUGAAGGAACAUCAGUGCUGAUAACCAUAGUGGGACACAGAAGAUUCCAGGGACCAAGGAUGGCUGCCUCUUGGAAACCAAUCCUGUUUCUGUCAGUCACCUGGUGUAUUUCAGAAAGUGUGGACUACGGGCCAGUAUUUGUUCAAGAACCAGAUGACAUCAUUUUCCCAACUGAUUCUGAGGAAAAGAAGGUCGUACUGAAUUGCGAAGUUCGUGGCAACCCAGUUCCCACAUACAGAUGGCUUCGGAACGGGACAGAAAUAGAUUUGGAAAGUGACUAUCGCUACAGUCUGAUAGAUGGCACCUUCAUCAUCAACGACCCCACAGAGGCCCAGGACUCCGGCCUUUAUCAGUGCUUAGCAACCAACACUUUUGGAAGUAUUCUUAGUAGAGAAGCUACACUUCAGUUUGCCUAUCUGGGAAAUUUUAGUGGCCGGACAAGAAGUGCAGUGUCCGUGAGGGAAGGCCAGGGGGUUGUUCUCAUGUGCUCUCCUCCGCCUCAUCCACCAGAGAUCGUCUACAGCUGGGUAUUUAACGAGUUCCCUUCCUUUGUGGUGGAAGACAGCCGGAGGUUCAUCUCCCAGGAGACAGGCAACCUUUAUAUUUCUAAAGUGCAAACAUCAGAUGUCGGCAGCUAUAUAUGCCUGGUGAAAAACACAGUGACGAAUGCUCGAGUACUUAGUCCUCCAACACCACUCACUCUGCGGAAUGAUGGUGUGAUGGGAGAAUAUGAGCCCAAAAUUGAGGUUCAUUUCCCUCCCACGGUUACAGCUGCUAAGGGGACAACUGUUAAGAUGGAGUGCUUUGCACUUGGCAACCCGGUUCCAACCAUCACAUGGAUGAAGGUGAAUGGUUACAUUCCUAGCAAGUCCCGUCUGCGGAAAUCUCAGGCAGUGCUGGAGAUCCCCAACGUGCAGCUGGAUGACACGGGCAUGUACGAGUGCAGGGCUGAAAACUCACGGGGGAAAAACUCCUUCCGAGGACAGUUGCAAAUAUACACCUACCCACACUGGGUAGAGAAACUGAAUGACACGCAGCUGGACAGCGGGAGCCCACUCCGUUGGGAAUGCAAGGCUACUGGGAAGCCCCGACCCACUUACCGCUGGCUGAAGAACGGAGUUCCCCUCAUGCCACAGAGUAGGGUUGACAUGGUUAAUGGAGUAUUGACGAUCCACAAUGUGAAUCAAUCAGAUGCUGGAAUGUAUCAGUGUUUGGCUGAAAAUAAAUAUGGAGCCAUUUAUGCUAGUGCUGAGCUGAAGAUUCUAGCUUCAGCUCCCACAUUUGCAAUGAAUCAGCUGAAGAAAACCAUAAUUGUUACCAAAGAUCGAGAAGUCAUCAUAGACUGCAAACCCCAAGGCUCUCCAAAACCAGCCAUCUCUUGGAGGAAGGGGGACAAAGCAGUAAGAGAGAACAAAAGAAUAGCUAUUCUUCCAGACGGCAGUCUGCGGAUCCUAAAUGCUUCUAAAUCGGACGAAGGAAAGUACGUCUGCAAAGGGGAAAACAUUUUCGGUUCUGCUGAACUGAUAGCUUCGGUAGCUGUAAAAGAACCUACAAGGAUAGAACUUACUCCUAAAAGAAUGGAGCUAACGGUGGGAGAAAGUGUUGUCCUUAACUGCAAAGCACUUCAUGAUGCCAGCUUGGAUGUCACUUUCUACUGGACGCUAAAAGGACAGCCUAUUGAUUUCGAGAAAGAAGGUGGACAUUUUGAAAGCAUCAGGGCCCAAGCAUCCUCUGCAGAUUUAAUGAUCAGGAACAUCCUUCUGGUGCAUGCUGGGAGAUAUGGCUGCAGGGUACAGACCACAGCAGACAGUGUGUCAGAUGAGGCAGAACUGCUUGUUAGGGGACCCCCAGGCCCACCUGGGAUAGUAAUUGUGGAGGAAAUCACCGAAAGGACAGCCACACUUUCCUGGAGUCCAGCAGCUGAUAACCACAGCCCCAUCUCCUCCUACAACCUGCAGGCUCGCAGCCCCUUCUCCCUGGGCUGGCAAACUGUAAAGACAGUCCCAGAAAUCGUAACAGGAGACAUGGAAUCGGCCAUGGCAGUGGACCUAAAUGCCUGGGUGGAAUAUGAGUUUCGAGUGGUGGCCACCAAUCCAAUUGGGACUGGAGACCCAAGCACCCCUUCUCGAAUGAUUCGCACAAAUGAGGCAGUUCCAAAGACGGCACCCACCAACGUAAGUGGAAGAAGUGGAAGGAGGCAUGAGCUGGUUAUUGCCUGGGAGCCAGUGUCUGAAGAAUUUCAGAAUGGGGAAGGCUUUGGCUAUAUUGUGGCUUUCAGACCCAAUGGGACUCGUGGCUGGAAGGAAAAAAUGGUGACCUCCUCUGAAGCUUCCAAAUUCAUUUAUCGAGAUGAAAGUGUCCCUCCUCUUACUCCUUUCGAAGUGAAGGUUGGCGUUUACAACAACAAAGGAGACGGACCUUUCAGUCAAAUCGUGGUCAUCUGCUCAGCAGAAGGUGGUCAGUGUCUUCAUCCCUGCUGCUGUAUGCAGCAUUUCAGUACUUACCGUGAUAGUUCAGGCAGUGAAGGAAUAGCCGGGGGGGGAAAAAGGCGGCAACCGAAGGAGCAACACAUGGAGGUGGCAAAGGACGACAGUGAGGGGGAGAAGGUGGGGGAGCGUGGGUCCGAGGGGAACAUCCAAGGCGCGGACGGGGAAAACAGCCAAGCCAGGGUGAAAGGGUCGGGGUCAACUGGUGAAAGGGGGCUGCCUUGUGAAAGUAAAGUGAUAGUCGCCACCAUGAGGAUGCUUGUUAUACUCGUGUUCCCC